CGGCAGUUCGCCUUCGACAAAUCAAGCAUUUCCAUUCCCGUCUUCGACAAAGGGCGCGAAAAGUUUUCUGCGAACCCUAACGCAUAGAUCGGAAUUCAGAAGGCGAAGACUAACGAGAAUAUCUACCAUGAAUUCAGCAGGUCGAAGAAGCGGAGGAGGCCUUCUCGAAGGUCUGUACAGAGUGAUUAUGCGACGUAAUUCUGUUUACGUAACAUUCAUCAUCGCCGGUGCUUUCGUCGGGGAACGGGCCGUGGAUUAUGGAGUUCACAAGCUCUGGGAGCACAACAAUGUCGGGAAACGGUACGAGGAUAUUUCAGUUUUGGGGCAAAGACAGUCAGAAGAAUGAAUGAAUUUGUUAGGCACUUGAAAGCUACACAGAAUCAUGGAUUCAAGAGGUAAAAAACUGGUGGCUUAGGAUGGUAAUAAAUGAGAAUGCCAUUUUCCAAUGGGAAAACGUUCUCUCUUUUUGGUCUGGAGAGUUUGUGUUUCUUCAUUAGAUUAUAAUCAUAUUUUAUUUGAUUAAGUUUUGGAGGUACAAAAUUCUUGUGUAUUACACUUGAUCGGUGAAUAAACGAACAUAUCAAACAUGGGCUAAAAAAACCGAACCAAGCAGUGAGUUUUGGUUUGGUUAGUCGUUUUUUAUCAGUUUUGACCACCCUGCAUAAGGCCACACCAGGGAACUUCUUGUGCAGUGAAUUUGAUGGGGGCUAAUCACAAGUUCUUAUCCUUUUUGCUAACGCAUAAGAUUCAAGUUAAAUGGCAAAGAAAUGCAUUUCUGUA
Messenger RNA from Momordica charantia (bitter melon), 780 nucleotides. Its product is annotated as cytochrome b-c1 complex subunit 9. Gene Ontology annotation, biological process: mitochondrial electron transport, ubiquinol to cytochrome c. Gene Ontology annotation, cellular component: respiratory chain complex III. Lineage: Eukaryota; Viridiplantae; Streptophyta; Magnoliopsida; Cucurbitales; Cucurbitaceae. The record is from RefSeq and is a predicted model, not a curated record.